GGCGUACCGAAUGCGAUAUAUCAAAACAUGGCGACCAGGAAACACGUGGGUGAUGGAGAAGACGAAGUGCCGGCAAAAACAUCCACUGACUCCGUCCAAAGUGAAAAACUACUGAUAUUUCUAAAGUGGUGUGAUGACAACGGAUUUUGUGUCUCGAAAAAGGUGAAAGUUGGUAAAGAAGGAUCAUGUGCACAAAAUGGCAUGGUUGCUAUAACUGACAUUGAGAAGGGAGAGACACUCUUCGUCAUCCCCAGAAAGAUGUUACUGACACCAAGCACAUGUGGCAUUGCCAAAUUGUUGGAAGAAGGGUCGGCCGAGCUACAGAGCUCCAGUGGCUGGAUUCCCCUUCUAAUUGCGCUGAUGUAUGAAUACAACAACCCUCAGUCAAGAUGGAGGACAUACCUGGACGUCUGCCCCGACUUCAAGGAGCUCACUCUCCCUAUGUUCUGGUCUCAGUCUGAACGAGAAGAGCUCCUGAAAGGCACCGGUGUGAUUGAGGCAGUUGACCGUGACCUUGUCAACAUAACUCAUGACUUCAAGAAGCUUGUGCAGCCUUUCAUCCAGAAACACAAGGAUGUGUUUGGGCCAUUAUACGAUGACAUUGAGUUCUACAAGAAGAUAGUGGCCUUUGUCAUGGCCUACAGCUUCACCGAGCCUGUCAAAAUGGACGGUGAAGAGGAAGAUGAAGCUGACACAGUUACCUCCCCUCCCAUGAUGGUGCCCAUGGCAGACAUCUUGAAUCAUGUGGCAAAGAAUAAUGCAAAUCUGGAGUUUGAGAAGGACUGCUUGAAGAUGGUUGCUAUUAAUGAUAUCAAAAAGGGCGAAGAAGUAUUCAACACAUACGGGCAGGUGGCCAACUGGCAUCUUCUCCAUAUGUACGGCUUUGCUGAGCCCUACCCAAACAACCACUACGACACUGUUGACAUCCCCCUGAGAUUGGUGCUAGAUGCAGCUAAACAACUGGACUACAACACCCCUCAGCUUCUGCAGGACAAGUGGGCUUUCCUGCAGGCCAUGGACCUUGCAUCGGACGAUGUUUUUGUGGUGGGCGUCGACGGUAUCCUGACCGAGGAGGAGCUGUACAGCACACUGAAGGUGUUGUCAAUGACGGAGCCAACGUUCAAGGAAUACCAGGAGAAAGAUGGAUGGAGUGAUGAUGACAGUGAUGACGAGGAUGAUGAAUCUCUUUCAUUUGAAAAGAUGAAAACCCUUCCAGAAAGCUGGAAGACCAUUUUAUCGAGUUGUGCAAGUGCCUGUUUGCAGCGUUACUCAACAACUCUUGAAGAGAAUGAGAAGACCACACCGUCAUCAUUACCCACAAUACACCGGUUUGCCUUGUUAACCAGCCAUGGCCAGAUGAAACUUGUACAGAAAAUAAUUGAAUGUUGUACAUAAUGUAGAAUAAACUGAUCUUAUGUAGA
This is a messenger RNA of Haliotis rubra (blacklip abalone), 1421 nucleotides long. Its product is annotated as N-lysine methyltransferase setd6-like. The record is from RefSeq and is a predicted model, not a curated record. Gene Ontology annotation, biological process: peptidyl-lysine monomethylation. Gene Ontology annotation, cellular component: nucleus. NCBI's taxonomy places the organism in Eukaryota, Metazoa, Mollusca, Gastropoda, Lepetellida, Haliotidae. Gene Ontology annotation, molecular function: protein binding; protein-lysine N-methyltransferase activity.